Messenger RNA from Peronospora matthiolae, 108 nucleotides. NCBI's taxonomy places the organism in Eukaryota, Oomycota, Peronosporomycetes, Peronosporales, Peronosporaceae. The record is from the annotation of a GenBank genome assembly.
AUGCGAUGCGCGAGCAAGGCCGCCGAGAGCGCGUCCGCACGUCUCUGUGCGGACGACGAAGCAGAAACCGCAGCAACUGAUGUCUCAUCGGUUGCUGAAGCGACUUAG